GAGAGAAAAACAACAACAGCAGCGGCAGCCCUGCGGCUCGGCGACGGUAGUUAACGAAAGAGAGAGACAGUUUAACAGUUUAACGGUUACCUGUACGGAGUCACAAAGUGUACGGAUAAACACACCCGUUGUUGUUUCACAUUUAGUAACUAAAAUGUCGCUGUUCGGUAAGUUAUUCGGCGGUGGAGGGGGUAAAGGAGGGAAAGCGCCGACACCCCAGGAGGCUGUGCAGAAACUCCGAGAGACCGAGGAGAUGUUGGCCAAAAAACAGGAUUUCCUAGAAAAGAAAAUCGACCUGGAGCUCAUGACGGCGAAGAAGAACGGCACGAAAAACAAACGAGCGGCUCUGCAGGCCUUGAAAAGGAAAAAGCGCUACGAGAAGCAGCUGGCUCAGAUCGACGGGACGCUGUCCACCAUCGAGUUCCAGAGGGAGGCGCUAGAGAACGCCAACACCAACACAGAAGUGCUCAAGAACAUGGGCUACGCCGCCAAGGCGAUGAAGGCCGCACACGAAAACAUGGACAUCGACAAAGUAGACGACCUGAUGGCCGACAUCACAGAACAACAGGAAGUGGCCCAAGAAAUCUCAGAUGUCAUUUCAAGACCGAUCGGUUUCGGAGAUGAGUUCGAUGAGGAUGAGCUUAUGGCUGAGCUGGAGGAGCUGGAACAGGAAGAGCUGGACAAAAAUCUUCUGGAAAUCCAAGGAGCAGAGGACGUUCCUCUCCCCAGCGUACCAUCUACGUCACUACCAUCUAGACCAGCCAAGAAGAAGAAGGAGGAAGAAGACGAGGACGACAUGGCGGACCUCGAGGCCUGGGCGGCGGCUACCUAAGCUAGCUCGCCCUGCUAGCUAGCUGGUGCCCCUCUCCUGUCUGUCUCUGUGCUACCAGGCUGCUCCCAGACAUCUGGAACCGAGACAGGGACUCUGGGCUGCUGAGCUGGCUGCUAGCAUGCUGCUCCGUCUUAAAGCCUACGAUAUCUACCCAUACCCCCAACACUAAAGUAUGCACUCGUGCACAUAUUCACUGACUUUAAAAAAAACAAAAUGAACCCAGACUCUUCUCCUCUGAUUGAUGUCACGGUACGAAUCUCUUUCGCUCCAGCUGUGCACGCCUGUAAAGGGCAGCGAGUACGCAAAGCAAAUGUCGCGCACCCGAACAGCCUGUGGUUGAGUAUAUCGAAGUUGUCUUUUUUCGUUUAGGAAAAAGAGUACUUGAAUGCGCCCUCUGGGCAGGAGAGUGCAAGUGCAUACUUCGAGGGGAGGGUGUGUGGAGGAACAGGAGGAGGCUUUUUUUUCUGGGAGGAAUGUGAAGAAUACACAGAUGUAUGUAGUGGGGGGGGGGGACAGAAAGACAACAUGAUUCAGCCAUUUUUUCUGCUUCCUGCGUUGUCGUCUCUUUGCUCUUCUACAAGGACGAUGACGACUCAUCGUCGACGCUACAACCGUCUCUGCUGAAUCUCAGCAGUAGCAACAAACAAAAAAAGAUGAAUAAUGAAAAUGUUGGACUUUCUCAUUGAAAUAUCGCUGUCGACAUCUUGUAAAGGGAGGAUCCGGGUGUCUGAUCCCUCCGUCAGCCAUAUCUCUGUCUUGGUCACCCACAAGGCUCUCUGGAUCCAAUCCGUUAAAUUCCUAAAAUUGAAUGCGAGAGAAGUGUUGUUGAUAGAAACCACCCCUGAACAUUCCGGUGGCACCAGUGCCUGUUUAGAGGCACAGUGAGUAGGAUGUUUAGCUCAUGGUUUGUAAACACAACAUUCAAAUUUGGCCCCAACGAUGCUUCGCCAGAUUCACCCACAUUUCGGAACCAGUUUUUUCGGCUUGCCGUUUAGCCUCGCGAAAUCCUAAAUAAAUAAUGUGUCUUAUCUUCUCCACUAUUUAAUUUUCUGACUCAGGUAAGCCUACUUGAUACCUUAGCUCACUGACUCCCGGCCUUCUGUUUAUUGUUUUUGUGACCCAAUAUGAACUUCCAAUAUGGCUGCCAGAGGCUACAUUACAACACCUCGUUCCUCAGUUUAAAAUUGCACGUGCCUGACACCUCCAGCGCCUUGUCCGUCUGUGGUUUAACAGCGAUGUUCUCUGAGAAAAUCCUACAUUGGUUGAAUAAUAAUUGGUUGAUUGGUAAUGUGUGAGUGUGUGUGGUGGUGUUUUUUCCCCCAGCCCUUUGACACAGUGACCUCUUGAGAUGCUGAGCUGGAUUUUUUUUUUUUUUUUUUCACUUUGCUCUUCACUCACCUGUAGUGCAAAUCUGAUUUUGAACAUGAGACGUGUUUGGCUCCAUGUUUGUCUUCGCGAUUGGACUUCUGCUCAUUACUUAUGGCUGCGAGCUUCACUUCCUGUCCUCCUUGUCAGCAGACACGGUUACGCAUUGGACGGAUUGGGGUCAGUCCGGAAUCAAACCGAGGGGGUUGAGACUGUAAAUCUUUACAUAAAAGAAUUAAGUGAAGUAGUGAUUUGAAACUUGUGCUCAUUUUUAUAAUGCAAAGUCACCGUCGUUGCGAGCGGGUCGACCCCAGUCCUGAUAUUUCACAACAAACUGUUGAAAAGAAACUUGCAUAUGCCAAUAGUUUGUUUUUCUUCGUCCUUUCUGUUUUACCUCAAAUAUCACUCGUGUUGUAUCUGACUGCACAGAAACAGUGCGACCUGUUGCCGGCUCUGCUCAGAGCUGUACAAAGACGCCAUGUUGCUCUGUGACCCAGGUUGUAUGCCGUUCAUCUUAAUAAAGUUGGGGUUUGGUGCAAGUA
Molecule: messenger RNA, 2739 nt
Organism: Anarrhichthys ocellatus (wolf-eel)
Lineage: Eukaryota; Metazoa; Chordata; Actinopteri; Perciformes; Anarhichadidae
Gene: chmp4ba
Product: charged multivesicular body protein 4Ba
Exons: 5
Coding region: 155-832 (225 amino acids)
Biological process (GO): late endosome to vacuole transport via multivesicular body sorting pathway; vesicle budding from membrane
Cellular component (GO): cytoplasmic side of plasma membrane; multivesicular body; ESCRT III complex
Source: RefSeq, a predicted model, not a curated record